Messenger RNA from Penaeus vannamei (Pacific white shrimp), 1047 nucleotides. The record is from RefSeq and is a predicted model, not a curated record. Lineage: Eukaryota; Metazoa; Arthropoda; Malacostraca; Decapoda; Penaeidae.
CUACGGGUCUCCUCGAGGACCACGUCAACCUCGACCGCACCGACGGGAACCUCGAACUCACGAAACUCGCCUACGAACUCGGAGGGAAGUACUCCUGCGGCAUCGCGACCACCGACGGGCAGGUCCUCGAGACGGCUCCGUGGGAAGUGCUCAUCAUUCACCAGACAUCGAACCGCAUCGACAACGAACUCUCCGGUGACAUUUCCGCAUGCAGGAUCCGGAGCAGCAUGACCGUCUAUGCAGUGUAUCCGGAGCCGACGGUGCACAGCGGCCUCUACUCGGCGGACAGGGGCGGGUUCUUCGACCAGGUCACGCCCCUCGAGUGGCACAAGAUCGUCUACGACAACCAAUCCGUUGCUUAUUCGUACUAUGAGAAGGUCUUCCAGAUAGAUGCGGACACUCCCCUUGACACCGUGUUCCUGACAACAGUGGGCGUGACCAAGAGUGACAACAACUACAUUUCUCUCGAGACCAAAAGAUCCUACGACCAGACGUGGCAAGAGCGCGGGUGUGCUCCUCUGAGGACUCAGGAGUACCAGGUGGUUCACUACAGCACUGACCGAACCACCUGUCGGGGCAAGAGGAUGCCAACUGGACCGGAUCCACUCACGGCUAAGGUGACCUGCGAAGAAGGGUACAGGGCAGAGGGGUCACACUAACGAGACCACGCUCCACCUGCGACGAAACGACGUGGGCGUGGGUGGCCGUCAGGGGAUGCCGCGCCACCGGGACUUGCACUGCGUGAUAGACGAAGCAAACACCGCCCUUCCGAUGAGAGCUGAAAUGUCGGUGGUUUUGGUCACUGUUAUGCUACUUGUUCGCCCGUUUCAGUGAUAAAUUUGUCACACUUUGUCACAAAUCUACAAGUUAAAGAGAUUGUCUGCUGAUUGCUGUGAUUUUUUUGUUUUGUUUUAUUAAGAUAGCUGAAUUUUGUAUUUUGAUGUUAAAGCUGAUCUUUUUUUAUCGGUCAGUUCAAAAGUUUAUGUGUAAAUAAAUAAAAUUUUAUAUCUCUUUCGUUGAAGAGAUGUGGAAUUGUUCAUUUAUUAA